Messenger RNA from Bombus huntii, 1444 nucleotides. RefSeq names its product cyclin-H (gene CycH). The transcript is spliced from 5 exons. Gene Ontology annotation, biological process: regulation of cyclin-dependent protein serine/threonine kinase activity; regulation of transcription by RNA polymerase II; DNA-templated transcription. Gene Ontology annotation, cellular component: nucleus; transcription factor TFIIK complex. Gene Ontology annotation, molecular function: cyclin-dependent protein serine/threonine kinase regulator activity. Bases 156 to 1178 code for a protein of 340 amino acids. Lineage: Eukaryota; Metazoa; Arthropoda; Insecta; Hymenoptera; Apidae. The record is from RefSeq and is a predicted model, not a curated record.
UAUGCUGCUUGCAGUGAUAAGUAAACAAUGAAAUUUUGUAUUUUAAUUGUCAAAUCGUUAUCGUGCGUAUUAUAAUUAAGGAUAAAAUUAUUAUUUCCAAAUAAACUGGUGAAGUAGAUAUUUGAAGUAUAUUCUAUUGAUAAUUGUGGCUAAACAUGUCGAUACAUAUGUACACUGUUUUAUAUGAAUUUUUUAUUUGUCAUUUUUCAAUUCGUUUUUUGGAGUAUAAUUUUGUAUUGCAUUGUGAUAUACACAUGUUAUUUCCACAAAACAUAACAUGGAACUUAUAUUUUAAAAAGCCAGAGCAGAGAGAAGAACAUUUUCUAUCCCACAUAGAGGAACGUACAUUACUUCGUUUCUAUGAAUUACAAUUGAGAGACUUCUGCCGCCGCUUCACACCUUCAAUGCCACGUGCCACUGUAGCUACUGCGUUGCAUUAUUUCAAACGAUUUUAUCUUAGAAACAGUGUUAUGGAUUAUCAUCCCAAAGAGAUUUUAGUCACAUGUGUUUACUUGGCUUGUAAAGUAGAAGAAUUUAAUGUAUCCAUAUGUCAGUUUGUUGCUAAUAUUAAAGGAGAUAGAGAAAAGGCAUCCGAUAUUAUACUUAAUAAUGAAUUGCUCCUUAUGCAGCAACUAAAUUAUAACUUAACAGUGCACAAUCCAUUCAGACCUGUAGAGGGAUUAAUGAUAGAUAUCAAGACGAGGUAUACAUCUUUGGAAAAUCCAGAACGGUUGAGGCCAUAUAUCGAUGAAUUUUUAGAAAGGGUAUUUUUGACUGAUAGUGUUUUACUAUAUACGCCAAGCCAAGUUGCAUUGGCUGCAACAUUACAUGCUGCAUCCAGAGCCUCUGCUAAUUUAGAUAAUUAUGUAACUGAUAUUUUGUUCUCUCAAGAACAUUUAGUGUGUAUAAUAGAAGCAGUAAGAAAAAUAAGAUCUAUGGCUAAAUGUGUAGAACCUCCUUCAAGAGAAGUGGUAAGAGCUUUGGAAAAGAAAUUAGAAAAAUGUAGAAAUCAGGAAAAUAAUCCUGACAGUGAAAUUUAUAAGCAGAGAAUGCAAGAAAUGUUAGAUGAGGAAGAUUUACAGGACAAUGAAAAAUAUGCUAAAAUUAUACAAGAUCAAGCAGCUCAUGAUGAGAAAAUCUUGGGUGUCAGCAAAGUUUUGUCUCCUUCGGCUCUAUAAUAAGGCAAUUUCUGACAUUGCAUUGAUACCAUUUUUUAUACCUUUGUCAAUUGUACAUAAUAAUGAAUAAUUGAUUACUUUAUAUCAAUAAAAUCUAGGAAAGGGUUACAAUAUUUAUUAAUAUUUCAAUAUAUACCUUUUCGAGAUAAAAAUAUAUUUGUUAGUUUUUCAUUAAAAUCAGGAAAUUGUUAUAAAAAUUAUUUAAUGUAUAUAUUGUGUCUCUUUAUAAUAAAUGCGAUUAAUAAACUUUUUGUUUACCUUGUUCA